Molecule: messenger RNA, 876 nt
Organism: Malania oleifera
Lineage: Eukaryota; Viridiplantae; Streptophyta; Magnoliopsida; Santalales; Ximeniaceae
Product: ethylene-responsive transcription factor ERF012-like
Exons: 2
Coding region: 1-846 (281 amino acids)
Biological process (GO): regulation of DNA-templated transcription
Molecular function (GO): DNA binding; DNA-binding transcription factor activity
Source: RefSeq, a predicted model, not a curated record
AUGACGGUCCGCUUGCAAGACACGAGGAAAACAAACAUACUCCAAAACCACACAUGCGGUCAAAUCACUGCAUGCCCUACCGCGUACGUCCUCACGGUGCCCUCCCAUUGGUUCACGUGUCCAUCUCCCCGCCAUUUUCACAAUCAACGCGCUCGGCUCCUCCACUUGUACUGCACAGUGCAUACAUACAAGUCACAGACUCUGCGUCUCUCUCUCUCUCUCUCUCUCUCUCACACUCUGUAUAUACAGAGACGCAGCAGCCGCCAUUCCAGCGAAAACCCGGACGAAAGCGGCGGCCAGUCCCGUUACCGGGGAAUACGGAAGCGCAAGUGGGGCAAAUGGGUGUCGGAAAUCCGGCUGCCCAAAAGCCGGGAGAGGAUAUGGCUAGGUUCCUACGACACGGCGGAGAAGGCGGCCCGGGCGUUCGACGCCGCCCUCUACUGCCUCGGCGGCCUGACCGCAAAGUUCAAUUUCCCGGAAUCGCCCCCGGAGAUCGACGGCGGCGAGUCUCUCACUCCGCCGGAAAUUCAAGCCGUGGCCAGCCGGUUCGCGAACGAGGAGCGGUCGCCUUCGUCGGAACCCCGGACCGGGGCGGCGCCGGAGCAGUGCACGUCGUCGUCCUUGGCUGCGUCGGCUUCUGCUGGAGCGCACGGAGGGGGCGGCGAGGAUAAGUUGAUGGACUGGUCGUUUUUGAAUCUGCUGUAUCCCGGGGAGAGCGUGUCGGAUUACGACGGGCUUAUAUCGAGCCUGGACAAUGGGCUUGAAUUAAAUUUAUGGUUCCUUAAAUUCCAUAAUAAUGCUUCAUCAAGUAAAAAUAUGUUAAUCAGACAAAACAUUGUAUUGUGAAAGGAAAUGUCACAUUUGUUAUUCUUGUCA